GUGUUGAUUUCUCAUUUCUACUUAUUCAUAUUACAACGAUAGAAAAUGAAAAGAACAUCGAAAAGAAAAAAAUCAGAAGGGUAACACCGAAAUUAAACGAGUAUUUGGGGUUUGCUUUUUAGUGCUUUCCGCUUCCUCACGCAUUGUCAUAUCAUAUUCUUCUUACGCCGAUGACAAUUUCGUUACCGACGCUAUUAAAGUAGCUCCGACCAAAAUCUUAAAAGAAAAAAAAAAAGGGAUUGUAUUGAAGCUUCUACAAUUGUUAUUUCCGAUCUCUAUUUGCAAACCCUAGAACUCUUGAUUCUUGAUUUGUCUCACUAUUCAGAGCUAAUUCAAUUCAUUGAAAUAAUCUCUGAUCAGUGAGCUGAGAAGGGAGGUUGAAGUUCGAGUGAGAAAUUUAUGGUGAUUUUGUCAAGUCUCUUUUUGGAAAAGGUGGUUUCACGAGAGUGAUGGGUGGAACCUUUGAUUGGUUUGUGAAGUCUCAAUGCUGAGCUGAUCUUGGUGACGAAGGAUGAAUAUCGUCAAAGGUGUUGCUGAUCUUAUUAGAAGAACUUCUGCUGGGCACACUGGCGAGUCUUCAACUUUCCAAGCUCAAAAGUGCUCUCCUCCUGGGCCCAGGAUUCGCUUUAGUGAUUCUGGUGAUGAGGCAAUUGUAAAUACACUCUGGGAGCGAUAUGAAAAAGCUGAUGAUAAGGUGGAGAAAAGGAGACUGCUUAGUGUUUUCAUCAAGCAAUUUGUAAUUCACUACAAAGAUUGGGAACCUGUGAAUUCUGGCAUAUUAUUAGAGUCUUCUUCUGUUGAGAGUUUAUCAUCUUCUGAUGAUGUGAUUGUUGGCUGCUCGGCUGGACAUCCUGUUGAAGUCAUUCGGGUAUUAACAGAAGAGCUCACACAAUUAAUCUCACUAGUUAAUGAUUUGAACAUCAACUUGGGGCACUCAUCGACAGAUCUUUCUGGGGCUGCUGCUAAAUUGUUUAUUACUUCCGAAGGAUUUUUAAUUUUGGAUGCGCUGAAAAUUAUUGCCCAUUCAUUAUACAAUUGCAGAGUUUUUGGAUACUAUGGCGGAAUUCGAAAACUUACGGCCUUAAUGAAAGGGGCUGUGGUCCAACUUAAAACCAUAAGUCAAACCCUUUCUGGUGAUGCAAAUUGUUCCGUCUCUGCUGUUGAGAAAAUCAAGCUGCUCCAACAAAUAUUAACAUAUGUUGUGUCAAUAAUUUAUAUUUUCAUUGAUUUAGGUUCAAAUGUAGACAAAAAGGAUGAGUUAUUCUGCAGUCUUUUGGGCUUUAUUUCACAUGCCGAGACUCCAAUCAUCUCUUCAAACAGUUCAAAAGUUUUGUCUACUGAAGCAAGGUUACAUUGGCGGCAGAAAGCAAUUGUUUCUGUGAUGGAAGCUGGUGGCCUAAAUUGGUUAGUAGAGCUCUUACGUGUCAUUAGAAGAUUUAGCCUGAAAGAACUAUUGAUGGAUGAUUCACUUCUCUAUUUGUGCUUGAAAAUUCUUUCAUUGGCCUUAUCUGCAAAUCUUCGGGGCCAGAACCAUUUUAGAAGUAUUGGAGGGUUGGAAGUGCUGCUGGAUGGUCUUGGAUUUCCAUCAAAUUAUGCAAAAACUUACCGUAAUCUUGUUUUGGCAGAUGGAUUCAGGGAUGAUAAACCAUUGCAAAAAAUAUUUCAACUUCAUAUUCUUUCUUUGGAAGUUUUGAGGGAGGCAGUCUUUGGCAAUAUGAUCAGCUUGCAAUUUCUUUGUGAAAAUGGUAGGGUGCAUAAAUUUGCUAAUAGUUUUUGUUCACCAGCUUUUCUGCUUCAAGAUUUGGGACAGGAGAAGGAUUCUACUGUAGAGCAUGCUGUUGGUAUGCCUGGUCUUGACAAUCGAGAAAAUAAGAAUUAUGUGAAACCUGAUGCAGCAGUGAUUUCUUCUGGCCUUCCAUCCCAUGCUUCUUUCUCUGAUAUUUGGAAUGAUUAUGUUGUUAUGUUGAGCAGCGGUCUAUGUUCAUUUCUGUUAGCUGCCGAGGGUUCAAAAUCUAUUCAUGUCCAAGUAUCUUCUGGUCGACUUGCAUUGCCUGUUUCCUCUGCAUAUUAUGAAUUGUCAAUCAAAUGGGUCAUGAGGGUUUUAUUUACAAUAUUUCCUUGCAUAAAAACUUGCUCAAGUCAGAGUGACUUGCCUAGCUAUUUAAGGAUCUUUGUUUCAGCUCUACAGAACACUGUUCUGAAUGCAUUUAGAAACCUUCUGUCUUCUUCUCCCACGUCACUUGAAAUUUUUCGCCAAGAGGGAAUAUGGGAUCUUAUGUUUUCAGAAAAUUUCUUUCAUUUCGCGUCAGGUUCAGAUGAAUCUGCUGGACAGAUGUUUGGAUACUCUGAGAAGUCUGAGAUAUUGUCUGCUUCAAGGAGCACUGGUAACACAGCAGAAGUUAACGGGGUUAAUUCUCUACAGAUGGAAGUAAUUUCAUUUGUUGAAUUUGCUGCAACAUGUAGUGGAAACACACAGAACAUGAGGGAAUUGUCUUGUUUGUUGGAUGCACUUGAGCAUUGUGCUUGUAAUCCUGAAAUUGCAUGUGUUCUUGUGAGGAGUUUGGUUCGCAUCUUGCAGCUUUCCCCUGAGAGAACAAUUGCUUCCUUUAAGGCCUUGUGUGCAGUUUCUCGUGUUCUACAAGUUGCCUGUGUUCAAGCGCAUGAGUAUAGAAGUCUUGGAAGCAUGGAUCCCUCCAAUGAGAAAAGUGCCACAGAUGCAUCAGUAUCAUCGCAAGAUCAAUGUAAAAGCAAUUUACAUGUGACUAUACAAAGUUUCUUUAAUUGCAUGAAAGUAUGCAUGGAGUUCUUUGCCAAGUUUCUAGCAGCAGCUAAAGAUACCAAGCUGAUACUACAUAGUUUUACAUGCAUUGAUUGCCUAUUUGAUUUAUUUUGGGUGGAAGGUUUGAGAGAUGAUGUGCUUGGACAUAUACUCAAUCUCAUGAAGAUCAUGCCAUUUUCUGAGGAAGAUAAAAAAGCGAAGUUGCAGUUAUGCUCUAAGUAUUUAGAAAUGUUUACUCAAUUAAAAGAACGGGAGAGUAGUUUUGUUGAUCUAUCUAUUGAUUUGUUAGUAGGAAUGAGAGAUACACUCCAGACUAACCAAGCAUACUAUCAGACUCUAUUUCGGGAUGGGGAGUGCUUUUUGCAUGUUGUAUCAUUACUGAACAGCAACCUUGAUGGGGCAAAUGGGGAGAAAUUGGUUUUGAAUGUACUCCAAACGCUUACUUGUUUGCUUGCAAGUAAUGAUGCCUCGAAGGCAGCAUUUAGAGCUCUGGCUGGAAAGGGCUACCAGACUCUGCAGAGUUUGCUAUUGGAUUUUUGCCAGUCGCAUUCAAGUGAAAGCCUUUUAGAUGCUUUGCUUGAUAUGCUUGUUGAUGGAAAAUUUGAUGACAAAAUGAGUCCUAUGAUAAAGAAUGAAGAUGUAAUAAUAUUAUAUCUGAUUGUACUGCAAAAGAGCAGUGAGUCUUUGAAGCAUCAUGGACUGGAGAUGUUUCAGCAACUGCUAAAAGAUUCCAUUUCUAAUAGAGCUUCUUGUGUCAGAGCAGGAAUGCUUGAUUUUCUUCUUAAUUGGUUUUCUCAAGAAGAUAAUGACAGUGUGAUCUUUCAGAUUGCACAGUUAAUUCAAGCCAUUGGCGGGCACAGCAUAUCGGGGAAGGACAUCCGAAAAAUCUUUGCUUUACUCCGAAGUGAGAAAGUUGGGAUGAGGAGGCUGUACUGCUCUGUUUUGUUAACAAGUCUCUUGGCAAUGCUACACGAAAAGGGGCCAACUGCAUUUUUUGAUUUUGAUGGAGUUGAUUCUGGUAUCAUUUUGAAAACUCCACUGCAGUGGCCUCUGAAUAAGGGUUUUUCUUUUUCCUGUUGGCUCCGGAUUGAGAAUUUCCCUAGAAAUGGAGCAAUGGGUCUUUUCAGUUUUCUUACUGAAAAUGGGAGAGGGUCAUUGGCCGUGCUCGCAAAGGAGAAACUUACUUAUGAGUCAAUAAAUCUGAAGAGACAGCGAGUGGACCUACGUGUUAAUUUAGUCAGGAAGAGAUGGCAUUUUCUUUGCUUAACUCAUAGCAUUGGAAGAGCCUUUUCUGCGGGUAGCUUGGUGAGAUGUUACUUGGAUGGGGAGCUUGUCUCAUCUGAAAAAUGCAGGUAUGCAAAAGUCAGUGAAUCAUUAACAAGUUGCAUGAUUGGUGCUAAAAUCAAGAUGCCUCACUAUGAAGACAAUGUGCUCACGUUUGAAUCCAUCGGAGAUUCGUGCCCUUUUUUUGGUCAAAUUGGCCCUGUUUAUUUAUUUAAUGAUGCCAUUUCUGCUGAACAAGUACAGAGUAUCUACUCUCUUGGACCAAGUUAUAUGUAUUCUUUCCUUGAUAAUGAAGCUUUGCCUCUCCCAGUUUCGGGAGAUAAAGUACCAAGCGGGAUUCUUGAUGCCAAAGAUGGUCUGGUAUCAAGAAUUAUCUUUGGACUCAACGCUCAGGCAAGUGUUGGAAGAAUGCUGUUUAACGUUUCACCAAUAACAAGUCAUCAUCAAUUGGAUAAGAAUUCUUUUGAAGCAGCUGUAGUCGGUGGUACACAGUUAUGUUCAAGACGCUUACUACAACAGAUAAUAUACUGUGUUGGUGGGGUAUCUGUGCUUUUCCCUCUUAUUGCUCAGUGUUCUAAAUUUGAAAAAAAAGAUGGAGAAUCUGCAAAUGGUGUACCGCUAACACAGACCAUGAGGGAGUGGGUGACAACUGAAGUUAUUGAGCUUAUUGCAUCUCUUUUAGACGAUAAUUUAGCAAAUCAACAACAAAUGCAUAUUGUGGCUGGAUUUUCUGUGCUGGGAUUCUUGUUACAAUCAGUUCCUCCUCAACAACUAAAUUUGGAAACCCUUUCUGCGUUGAGGCAUCUUUUUAAUGUUGUUUCCAAUUCUGGACUGGCGGAGCUGCUUGUGAAAGAGGCCGUAUGUAACAUAUUUCUUAAUCCUCAUAUUUGGGUUUGUACUGUUUACAAGGUCCAACGUGAGCUGUACAUGUUUCUGAUCCAGCAAUUUGACAAUGAUCCUCGUUUACUGAAGAGUCUAUGCCGGCUUCCGCGAGUCCUUGAUAUAAUUCAUCAAUUCUAUUGUGAUAAUGUAAAGUAUGAAUCAUUAGCUGGAAGUAAUCUUCUUCAACUUUCUGUUUCUGAACAAGUUACCAAGGAAAGCCAAGGAGUCCCUAGCAAAGAAGAAAUGCACAAGAUCCGUCUUCUUUUGUUAAGUCUUGGUGAAAUGAGUCUCAGACAGAACAUUGCUGCUGGAGACAUAAAAGCUCUCAUAGCAUUUUUUGAAAAAAGUCAGGAUAUGGCCUGUAUUGAAGAUGUCUUGCACAUGAUUAUUCGUGCUGUUUCCCAGAUAUCAUUACUGUCUUCUUUCCUUGAACAAGUUAAUAUAAUUGGUGGUUGUCAGGUUUUUGUCAAUCUUCUCCAGCG
Vigna radiata var. radiata (mung bean) is the source of this 5427-nucleotide messenger RNA. RefSeq names its product BEACH domain-containing protein B. Gene Ontology annotation, molecular function: protein binding. The record is from RefSeq and is a predicted model, not a curated record. Lineage: Eukaryota; Viridiplantae; Streptophyta; Magnoliopsida; Fabales; Fabaceae.